CACACACACACAGAGAUUUCUGAAGCGAGACAGAGAGGAGGAUGAGACAGUCUCCUGGAGGCACUGGUGACACCGCUCUGCAAAUACCAAGUUGGAGACCGGAGGCAGAAGGAGGGAACCAAGAUGUCCGUGCAAUCUUCCCUCUGACUCGGUCCCCGGUGUUCAUCCAGGGACAGCGUGGUGCUUGAGCAACAGCCGCUGCCUCUGCAGCUUUCCUCCAAGGGGCUGUGUUUGUCACGCUGCAGGAGCUGGUCCAGCCCUGAGGGUUUCCCACCUUCAUCCCUGGCCCUUUGCAACACACAUCUAUGCUCUUUGAGUUCCAGAGAGGAUGUCUCUACCCAAAAUCCAAAUAGAAGAGGCUCUGGACAACACAGAUACUGGCUCUGGAGGUGCUGCUCCUCCUGAUGACCAUCUGAGAAGCCUCAAGGCAUUAACAGAAAAGCUGAGACUGGAGACCAGGCGCCCAUCCUACUUGGAGUGGAAGGCAAAGCUGGAGGAGCAGGCAUGGAAGAGCCCUCAGCCAGCAGGAGAGGAGGAGGCAACCGAGGCCAAAAAGGCCAUGGGAGAGCCUGUCCACUUGAGGAAGGUGCAGCUGCAUCUCAAUGGAAGCCCUGCCCAGGACAAGGUGACUCUUACCUCAGGGAGAAUAGGGGGCUUUGAGAGCAUUGACGAAGCUUUGACAUGGCUCAGAAAGGAACUGGCAGAAAUGCGCCUGCAGGACCAGCAGCUUGCGAGGCAGCUCAUGCGCCUUCGUAGCGACAUCAACAAGCUGAAGAUCGAGCAGACCUGCCACCUGCACCAGCGCAUGCUCAACGACGCCACGUACGAGCUGGAAGAGAGGGACGAGCUCUCUGACCUCUUCUGUGACUUCCCCCUCAUGACCUCCUUCAGCCUCUCCACGCCACUCAAGCUCAUCGGGGUCACCAAGAUGAACAUCAACUCCCGCCGGUUCUCGCUGUGUUGAAGGGGGGAAGAAAAGGGAAGGAUGGGGGAGAAAGAGAGAGAGGACUGGGCAGCACCGGGGCUCUCUCUGCCUGACGCUGGGUGAAAAGAGGCCAAAGAGGAGCAGAGGGAACAGGAGCAAACAGGGAACCCACAGCUGGUCUUGGUGGCAGGGUAGAGCAGCAGAGCUGGGCACUGAGAUGGCCCAGAGAUGCUCGUUGAGAAGAUGAGACCUGCAUGGAGGAAGCGUGGAGAGCAUCUGAAACCAACGUGUGCACUUAGCCUGCUCCUUUGCAAAGUCCCUUCUCCUUCUCUUCCCCCCACAGUAACUAAGAGGACACAGCUCCACUGUGGUUGGUUGUAUUCAAAAAUCAAAGGAGGAGAUCAAAGAUCAGCCACGAAGCAAAGCAAAAUCCCUUCUCCCUUCCCCUUUACCUCCUCCCAGGCUACAGCUGUCUCUUCAGAAAAUACGUCACUCUCCUCCAUGGUUGUCUCUUUGGGCAUCAGUCCUCAGCCUCUGCUAGCCCAAGAAUAGGAUCCAGGGGACUGUUUCAGGUGAGAAGCUGAUUUCCCAUAGAAAGGAGCGCUCUCAGGAGGUGAGGUACCAUGCAUUAAAUGGUAUGCAGCCCCAAGAAGUGGUGAGAAGAUGUUUAUUCACUUGCUCCGUUGAGUCCGGUGUACUCUAGUUUAAUUUUGCUUGUGGUAUAAAUUAUGGACAGAUCAUGAACACAUUUAUAUAGAGACUUCAGUCAGCCAGAAGUCACCUGUGUGCCCUAGGAAUUAUACCCAGAGCAAUACAUGCUUCUGAUUUUGUUGUUAGCAGGGGCCACAGGACACCAUGUGGUUACCCCCGCAAGCAGUAAAAGGAGGUAAAUUACACCCAAGAUGUCUCAGAUCAGAGAAAUCACCCCAGUCUGACAUUCCCCACAACAGCAGCACCAGCAAAUCCUGGAUCCUCUGUAGCAACGGACAUCCAUCAGAGAAAGGGACUUCAGGAGGAGUAAAGGGACUUUUUGUGUAACAAACAUAAAAUGCGACUAUAAGAUUAAAGAGAGAAAUAUUGCUGCAAAGAGCUUUGAACUUGCAACAAACACACGGGUUUCCCUCCCUGCUUGGCAGUAUGUAAGAAGGAUGCUAUAUUUUCUUGCCUUUCAGUGCACACAGAUGCACACCUGCCUGUGCAUGGCACGGAGGCCAGAGACACCCGUGAUGUGGCCCAGCAAGGGCAGGGACUCAAAAGGUCUAGCCAUGGCAAUCUUGGGACACCUGGCACCCAAGGCAGUCUGUCUAGAGGGAGUGUGGGUGCCUUUAGGAUCUGCCUCCUGCGCCAACACCACUCCUGAGCCUGUCAGUGUGGUACAAUCUCUGAACGCAUCGCCCCAGCACGUGCCCGAGCAGAGAGCUCUGUGGCUGAGGGAACGUGACUGUGUCCACACAGCAUCAGCUGACGCCCUGGGGAUGAGCGGGAGAUGCAAGCCAGCACUGAGCUGAAGGCUGUGUGUCUGUGCUGAUGUGCCUGUACCUGACUGUGUCUGUAAACUCUGUGUGUGCAUAAAGUGGGGUGUGUGUGUGUGUGUGUGUGUGUGUGUGUGCGUGUGUGCACGCACAUGGGGCGGAGCAACCCCAAGUACAAAUACAGGGCUCAGCCCCGAGGAGAAGGACUUGGGACUGUUGGAUGGAAAACUGACUGUGAGCCAACAGUGUGCACUUG
Athene cunicularia (burrowing owl) is the source of this 2653-nucleotide messenger RNA. It is a transcript of the gene FAM167A, whose product is annotated as family with sequence similarity 167 member A. The record is from RefSeq and is a predicted model, not a curated record. NCBI's taxonomy places the organism in Eukaryota, Metazoa, Chordata, Aves, Strigiformes, Strigidae. The transcript is spliced from 3 exons. The coding region runs from base 329 to 964 and encodes 211 amino acids.